Molecule: messenger RNA, 581 nt
Organism: Drosophila eugracilis
Lineage: Eukaryota; Metazoa; Arthropoda; Insecta; Diptera; Drosophilidae
Product: cuticle protein 67-like
Exons: 2
Coding region: 105-536 (143 amino acids)
Source: RefSeq, a predicted model, not a curated record
UGGUAAAGUGCAAAUGGUAACGGGAGACUGUAGCAGCAUUUAAAUGAACUGAAUGCGAACGAUCAUGAGUCAGAGCAGAGCUGGGCAGUGUUUUGGGUAUAAAUAUGCGCCUCCAAGAGCAGUUGGAUAUCAAACAGUUUCUAGCCUUCCGAAGAAGCAAACAAAGAAAUAUAUCCAACAUGUUCAAAUUCGCCGUUGUUGUCCUCGCUCUUGUUGCCUGCGUAGCUGCCAAACCAGGACUCAUUGGUGCUCCUCUGGCCUACACUUCCCCGCUGGCUUAUACCGCUCCUCUGGCCUACACUGCUCCAGCUGCAGUAGUGGCUGCUCCUGCUCCAGUCGUGACCGCCACCAGUAGCCAGGUGAUCGCCAGGAACUACAAUGGAAUCGCUGCUGCUCCAGUCAUUGCUCCCGUGGCUGCUCCAGUAGUUGCCAAAUACGCAGCAGCUCCUCUGGCUGCUCCUUUGGCCUAUUCUUCCCCUCUGGCUUACUCGGCACCACUUAGCUACGCCGCUGCUCCCGCACCACUCCUCAUCUGAACUUCUAAACUGUGAUCACUUAGGACAAUAAAAAUUUAGAAAGAA